Messenger RNA from Lepus europaeus (European hare), 2593 nucleotides. RefSeq names its product CDKN2A interacting protein (gene CDKN2AIP). NCBI's taxonomy places the organism in Eukaryota, Metazoa, Chordata, Mammalia, Lagomorpha, Leporidae. Gene Ontology annotation, cellular component: nucleoplasm; nucleolus. Bases 158 to 1873 code for a protein of 571 amino acids. The transcript has 3 exons. The record is from RefSeq and is a predicted model, not a curated record.
GGCGGUUCAGCGGCUCCCGGCGCUGUUGUUUGGCGUUUCGGCCUCUCGAGGGGCGUUCUCUGGAGGGCCGCCGGUGCAGGCCGCAGUGACAGGGCCGCUCGCCCCUGCGCACCCCCGCCUCGCUCCCGGUGCAGCCUCGGCGGCCUGCAGGCCCAACAUGGCGCAGGAGGUGUCGGAGUACCUGAGCCAGAACCCGCGGGUGGCCGCCUGGGUGGAGGCACUGCGCUGCGAGGGCGAGACUGACAAACACUGGCGCCACCGCCGGGAGUUUCUCCUCCGCAACGCCGGGGACCUGGCCCCCGCCGGCGGCGCUCACACGGUCGAAGCCGCCGACGCCGAAAGCGGGACCCGGAAUCGGCAGCUGCAGCAGCUCAUCUCCUUCUCCAUGGCCUGGGCAAACCACGUCUUCCUCGGGUGCCGGUACCCUCAAAAAGUUAUGGAUAAAAUACUUAGUAUGGCUGAAGGCAUCAAAGUGACAGAUGCUCCAAUCCAUACAACAAGAGAUGAACUGGUUGCCAAGGUGAAGAAAAGAGGGAUAUCGAGUAGCAAUGAAGGGGUAGAAGAACCACCUAAAAAACGAGUGCUAGAAGGAAAAAACAAUUCUGCAGUUGAGCAGGAUCAUGCAAAAAUUUCUGCCAGAACAGAACGUGUAGCGGCUCAGCAGGAAAACAGGUCAACAUGUAUGGGUUCAUCCAGCAAAUCAGAGAGCAGUGGGAACUCAACUCGGAGCUCUGGCAUCUCCAAUCAGAAUAGCUCCACAAGUGAUGGAGAUCGAUCGGCUUCCAGCCACAGCGGCAGCAGUGUUUCCUCUCAGGUAACAGUAGGAUCUGGAAAAGCUGAAUCAGAAGCUGCAGAUAAACAUGGUUCAGCAUCAUUUGUUUCUUCAUUGUUGAAAUCUAGUGUGAAUAGUCAUGUGACCCAGUCCACUGAUUCCAGACAACAAAAUGAAUCACCUAAAAAGAGUGCUGUGGAAGGCUCUUCAGCCUCAGCUUCUCAGAGCAGUGCAGAGGUUGAGCUGCCCUUGCUGGGUUCCUCAGGAAGCUCAGAAGUAGAGUUGCCAUUAUUGUCUUCUAAACCUAGUUCAGAGACACCUUCAAGUGGGUUAACUUCUAAAACUAGUUCAGAGGUGAGUGUUUCUAAAAACAGUUCCUCCUCAGGCACAUUACUAACUCCCAAGAGCAGCUCCGCAACAGCUUCAUCACUGCUAACUUCCAAAAGCACUUCCCAGGUAGCUGCAACCUUGUUAGCUUCUAAGAGCAGUUCCAGUGGAUCCCUGGUUCCUAAAAGCACUUCCUUAGCGAGUAUAUCCCAGCUGGCCUCUAAGAGUAGUUCUCAGAGUAGCCCCUCACAGUUGCCUUCCAAAAGUACUUCACAGUCGAGUGAGAGUUCUGUCAAAUUCUCUUGUUGCAAGUUAACCAAUGAAGACGUGAAGCAGAAGCAGCCUUUCUUCAAUAGACUGUACAAAACGGUGGCGUGGAAGCUGGUCGCUGUUGGAGGCUUCAGUCCCACUGUGAAUCAUGGGGAGCUUCUAAAGGCAGCCAUUGAGGCUCUGAAAGCCACGCUGGAUGUGUUUUUUGUCCCACUAAAGGAACUGGCGGACCUGCCUCAAAAUAAGAGCUCUCAAGAAAGUAUUGUUUGUGAGCUGAGGUGCAAGUCUGUAUAUUUGGGCACUGGUUGUGGAAAAAGCAAAGAAAAUGCAAAAGCGGUUGCAUCAAGAGAAGCACUGAAGUUAUUUCUCAAGAAAAAGGUGGUGGUAAAAAUAUGUAAAAGGAAAUACAGAGGCAGUGAAAUAGAAGAUCUGGUACUUCUUGAUGAAGAAUCAAGACCUGUAAACUUGCCUCCAGCAUUAAAACAUCCUCAAGAAUUACUGUAGUAUGUCCCAAAUACAACUGCGUAUAGGAUCUGGUAUUUGAAGAGAAAAACUGGCUUACUUUUGUACAAUAUAAAAUAUAGGCUUUCACAAAUUUUUGUAUUGCUUUUUUCCAGUUUUGCAGAAAAUUUACAUUCUAGUUCUCUUCACAAAAGUAGAGGUUGUAAAUAAUUUAUGAUUGACAAUACACAUUAAAAAGUUGCAUUAACAGCAUACCAGUAUGCUGUUUUAUUUGCUGGAGAAAAUACUGUCUUCUAUUUUUAAUGAUACAUUAGGUACGAUGUGUAGUUCUGUAGUCUUAAAAACUUUUGUACUUUCUAUUUGGUGAAAAUGUAUUAAGUUGUCUACCAUACUUUUUUUCCUAGUUGAAUAAGCCACAUCAAAGAAAAGGGGACCACAGUAUUUGAAUGUCUGAAAGUCUGUGAAGCUUAAGGUUUAAGAAUGUUGCCCAUAAUGUUGAACAUGUCUGUUAAAGAAUAAAAGAAAAAAUAGUUGUCUCCGACUAUUUUUAUGAGAAGUUGUAAGCAUUUUUGAGAUACAAAGCAGUAUAAAGUACUUACUGUUAUUUUAUUCUGAAGCUGUUUAAAAUUCACCAUGAUUUUCACCGCUGCUGAUUCUUUAAGCGGGUUAAUUUAUGUUUUGAGGUAAAAUAAAAUUUACACUUUUUCUUAAAAACAUAAAUGUGGGUUUCUAUAUUAAGCCUAUUUUGUGACUACUAUUAAC